Messenger RNA from Dufourea novaeangliae, 2396 nucleotides. RefSeq names its product peroxisomal N(1)-acetyl-spermine/spermidine oxidase. The transcript has 3 exons. Bases 171 to 1736 code for a protein of 521 amino acids. Gene Ontology annotation, molecular function: polyamine oxidase activity. The record is from RefSeq and is a predicted model, not a curated record. NCBI's taxonomy places the organism in Eukaryota, Metazoa, Arthropoda, Insecta, Hymenoptera, Halictidae.
GAAAAACUCUGAGCGUAAUCUGAACAGGUGCUUUCAAAUGUUUUCGUUAGGAAGUACAAUGUACAAUAUCUAAAUCAGAAUGGAGAGGCACUCGUGUGAACUGUGUUCGAGAUAAAAAUUAAAAAGCUGUCUAUGUUCGUUUUAUCAUUGACAGCUGAUUUGAUAAUGAUAUGAUCAUGGCGGAAUCCACGAAACAGACGGAGAAUGAUAAAGUGAAGUGUAAAAUUUUAAUUGUCGGCGCCGGAAUGGCUGGAUUGUCAGCUGCGAAUCAUUUAUUGAAAAACCACGAGACAGAUUUUUUUAUUGUUGAGGCCCGUGGUCGAAUAGGUGGUCGUAUUGUCGCUUUAAAAAUCGGCAAUGAGAAGGUCGAAUUAGGAGCCAAUUGGAUUCAUGGAGUCCUAGGGAAUCCUAUGUUUGAAUUAGCAAUGGCUAAUGGCUUAAUAGAUAUUAUACGUGUACCAAGGCCUCAUAAAGUCGUAGCAGCCACAGAGGAUGGAAAGCAACUAUCAUUCCCAAUCUUGCAAGAAAUCUAUGAAGCGUAUAUAUGUUUUCUAAGACGAUGCGAAGAAUAUUUUUUAAGUCCUUAUAGCCCCCCAGAUGGAAUAAGCAGUGUUGGAGCACAUGUUGCAUUAGAGGCUCAGAUUUAUUUAUCGUCUUUGCCAGAGGAGGACAAAAGGAUUAGACAAUUGUUAUUCGACUGCUUACUUAAAAGAGAAACCUGUAUUACUGGCUGUGAUAGCAUGGAAGAUGUUGAUCUCUUGGAAAUGGGUUCUUAUGCGGAAUUGCAAGGUGGAAAUAUUAGUCUUCCAGAUGGGUACAGUGCUAUAUUGGAACCAGUUGCAAAACAUAUACCAAAGAACAGCAUUCUGCUUAGACAUGCUGUUACUAAGAUUAGGUGGCCGAGAAAGAAACGCGUAGACGAUGGAAAUUCCGAAAACAACAGCUGUUUCAAUUCGAGCAACUGUAUAGAAGUACAAUGCGAAAACGGGAAAACAAUAUUAACGGAACAUGUAAUUUGUACAUUGCCAUUAGGAGUUCUUAAGGAAAAAGCCAACGAUAUAUUCGAACCGCCUCUACCUAAUUAUAAACAUGAAGCCAUAGAUAGACUACUGUUCGGUACAGUGGAUAAAAUAUUUUUAGAAUACGAACGACCUUUUCUAAAUCCCGGGAUAUCGGAAGUGAUGCUUCUCUGGGACGACAGACGGUUAUUGGAGGAAGAGAAGCAGGACAUGAGUAAAACAUGGUACAGAAAGAUCUAUUCUUUCACCAAGAUUUCAGAGACAUUAUUACUGGGAUGGAUAUCGGGGAAAGCGGCUGAAUAUAUGGAAAAAUUGAGUGCGACGGAAGUGUCAGAUGCGUGUACAUUGAUACUAAGAAAAUUUCUCAAUGAUCCGUUUGUACCGGCACCGAAGAAUUGCAUUCAUACCUCGUGGCGUACGCAACAGUAUACACGCGGUUCAUAUACCGCAAUGGCCGUUGGGGCGAGUCAAUUAGAUAUCAAUCGUUUAGCGGAGCCCAUCAGGCGAGACGACGACCCGUCGAAAAUCGUUAUAGCGUUUGCCGGCGAGCACACGCAUUCUUCCUUUUACAGUACAGUGCACGGAGCCUACUUAACCGGUCGAACCGCCGCUCAAACUCUUCUCGAGUCGAGAAAAAACGAGAAGAACGCGUUGAGUCUCAGCUGUGAAGACACGAAUGACCUCAGCUCUUGGAUACAAGGGAUCUCGUUGAAUUAGGAAUAGCAAAGGCUAUUUAAAACAAAUGAACAAAAAAGAAACAAUGGAUGAUCGGAAGCUGUUCUCUAUGUCAACGUUUACACACUUAUCGAGCACAAUUUAUUACCGAAAUUACGAUGGAUAUUUUACACACUAUCGAAGCGACGAUUGUGAUUUCUAUAGGUAUCUAGUAUUACCGUGAGACUCUUGUAACUGUUUUUCUUUUGUAAAUACUAUAGCGAAUAUUGUUUAUGUUAUGUACAUAACACGAUGCCUGUCGAAACUUUUCAGAUUUUGUAAACGUGCAUUCGACCGAUUUUAGAUAAUUGUCAUGCCUUACCUUCGACGAGAAAGGGAUGACUAGUUUGGAAUCGUGCGGCCAGUAUGUUGCUUCGUUUUAUGGAAUCGCCCAAUGUAUAGUUACAGAGAUUUUGUACAGGGUGAAUCAUCAGAUGCAAAAGAUCCAAAUAUAUCCGGUGGAUUCCAUAAUUUAGAGGCAUGUUUUUAACAGAAUUAGUUUUCCUCGGCUACGAAGACCACUGUUGUUUUUAUCUUUUUUUAGGCAAAGCUGUAUAUUUCUGUAUUAUGAAAUUUACCGAAGAGACAUUCACACGUUGCAUUUCUCGUGAAUCACUCUGCUUAUUAAAUAUGCCGUCGGAAAUGCUUUGUAUUAUAGAGAAA